This is a messenger RNA of Anguilla rostrata (American eel), 3180 nucleotides long. RefSeq names its product kinesin-like protein KIF12. Gene Ontology annotation, biological process: mitotic spindle organization; microtubule-based movement; spindle elongation. Bases 465 to 1982 code for a protein of 505 amino acids. Gene Ontology annotation, cellular component: microtubule associated complex. The record is from RefSeq and is a predicted model, not a curated record. Lineage: Eukaryota; Metazoa; Chordata; Actinopteri; Anguilliformes; Anguillidae. Gene Ontology annotation, molecular function: ATP binding; microtubule binding; microtubule motor activity. The transcript has 19 exons.
CCUCUCUUUAACCCCUGGAGGUUCGGAAAACUGGGCAAAGGGACAAGAGCGAGUACAGUGGUAAUUAAUAUUCUGGUUCAUUUUUAAAGGAGUUUUAUAGAUUUCGGUCAGGUCGCAUAGCUUUACAAUCACACAGUGCCUUUUAGAACGAGUAAUAUAAAGUCGUUGACAUUGUCAGACAGUGGGUAUCUUGCCCAAAACAAUUAGCAAUCCAGGACUGGGUUUGAUAAGAUUUGCUCAGAUUCAGGCAAAAAACUUUUUUUCCUGGAGUCCUGGGCGUACUCGGCACUGGAAGGGUUAAGUGCGACAGGGUUCCGCUUGGACCUCUCUCAGUGUUCCAGACCAUUGUGAGGUCACAGGCGGUGUCAGCUCUGAGUCCAGGAAGUGGCUGAAUAUUGUGGGAGAGGUUGGGAGAGUGAGAAUUCCCGUGGAGACAGCAGGACGGCGGUCGGCGGGCCAACGCGAUGUUCCAGCACCGCUCCAAAAGGCAGCCAGUUGAUGGUAAAAAGAUGAAGAACAGUAGGACUCAAAAGGAGUCGAAUGUAACGGUGGCUGUCAGGGUGAGGCCAUUGAACGAGGCUGAGAGGGAAAAGAGAGAGCAGAGUGUGGUUUUCUGUACUGACAAACACAACCUGCAGGUGAGUCAGGGGGGCCAGGACAGGUGUUUCUCCUUCGAUGCGGUGCUGGGCCCAGACAGCUCACAGGAGGACGUGUUUGAGGCCUGUCAGGUGAAGAGGCUCGUCGACAUGGCGACCCAGGGGUACUCAUGUACAGUGUUUGCUUUCGGACAGACCGGAUCGGGGAAAACCUUCACCAUCACCGGACCCCACUCUGUGUUCCAGCAGGGCGCACAUGGACUCCCCUCUCACGGGCUGAUGCAGAGGUGCCUGUCCCACCUGCUGCAGGUGUGUCCCACAGGUGGGGGGGUCACCCUCCAGGCCUCCUACCUGGAGAUCUACAAUGAGCAGGUGCGGGACCUCCUGGACCCCCGGCCGCACUGCCCGCUAACCGUCAGAGGGAGCGGAACCCAAGGGUUCCGUGUGGAGAACCUGGCCCCGGUGGAGUUCCGCAGCCUGGACGACUUCAACAAGCUCCUGGCGGAGGGCCAGAGGAGGAGGCACACCUCCUCCCACCUCCUAAACGAGCGGUCGAGUCGCGGUCACGCCAUCCUGACCGUCUAUGUCGGGAGCCAAUCAGUGGGCGUGGAAGGGGGCGGGGCCACCCAGGGAAAGCUGAGUUUGGUGGACCUGGCAGGCAGCGAGCGGGUGAAGGUCACGGGCUGCAAGGCGGAGCUUCUGGAGGAGGCGGGAAACAUCAACCGCAGCCUCCUCACCCUGGGCAAGUGUAUCGCCGCCCUGGUGGACGCCAAGGGCAGGGACAGGCACGUCCCGUACCGUGAAAGCAAGCUGACCAAGCUGCUGUGUGAUUCGCUGGGAGGAACCGGGAGAACUCUGAUGAUCGCUUGUGUGUCUCCUACAGCUUCCAGCCUCCCAGAGACCCUGAAUACCCUCUUCUACUCCAGCCAGGCCAGGAGGAUCAGACCCAAGCCGCUAGUCAAUCAGGGCCGGAGGGAGAAGCUGGUGAGCACCCUUCAAAGGGAGAUCCGCCUGCUACACCGGGAGAACCUGCUGCUACGGCAACGCCUGUCCUCAUUCCAGGAAGCCCGGAGAUCAGAACUGGAAGUGAAGCAUGCUGGGAGUGGCGGCAGUGAGGCAAUGACAGUAGAGGGGGCGGGGCCCUCAAGGCCAGGCUCCUCCUCCUACUUGGAAGCUUGUCUCCUGCAGGAGCUGAACCAGGAGAAAAACAAACUGCAGCAGGAUAAGGUGGAGCUGCUUGAGUGCCAGGAGUCCUCCGGCCAGCAGAGGGAGCUCUUGCCAGAGGAAAACACCCAACUGCUGGACAAGCUGCAGGAUCUCAAGAGGGAGCAGAUCAUGAUAGAUGGUGUUCAAGGGAAGGCCCGCAGGUCUCUGGGCUCCAUUUGAAUAAACUGACACUUAAUUGGAGGCGUUGAUUUCGACCUUGAAUUGCCUCAGCAGAUGCUAUUUUGCAAACUUACGAAGCUCGACAAUUACAAGCAACCCCAUGCACAUUAGGAUCUUAACCGAAGAAAUUCCGGUUUAGUACCAUGCUGAAGGGUGCAACGGGACCUGAACGGCAGCUGUAACGUUCAAAGCGCAGAUCCAUUUCACUAAUUAUCAUACUGCACUGCUGCUCUCUUAUCUCUGUUGCACACACCUAUUUGGGAAAUACAAUCAUAGUACAUUACAUUGAACAUGUUACUAAUCAAAUCUGCUGGCUGACCCUGGGGCAGUGAAGGAGGAAGAGGUGCCUGACCAGACUGCUCUCCCUCCCAACCCACCAAUCACCCCCCCCCCCCACAGCGGAUCUCCAGCCCUCUGACUCCGCCCUCACCCAGAGACUCCACCCACAGCCGCCUCUCCAGCCCGUACUGCCCCCACCGCCACCCCCCCACCUUUCUGCCCCCAAUCAGGUCUCCCGGCCUUCCUGAGUCGUGCUUCCACUGCCACUGGCGCCCCCUGCUGUACUGCAUCUGUCCUGCAAGCUACUCCCUGCAGGGACUGGUACAGAGCUGCACCCUGCCGCCUCUGUGGCCCUGUGAGACGUUCCCACACCUGGGGGGGUCCUGUGUGACCAAGAGGCACAGACAGGGGGUGCUGCCUCCCCUGCCAGCCCUCAGCUCAGACAGAGCAGCCAGGGAGAGCACCAGGGAGCGGAUGGACUGCCACAGCUGGGAGGCUGACCCUGGGUCAGUCCGGCACCGCAGGACGAGAGCCCACUCAGAGUGCAGGAGGUACACAGACGGCUUCCAGGUGAACUCCACUUCCCAGCAGGCCAAGGCUCUGGAGCCCCGCACUCCGAGGUCAGAGGGCAGGGUGCCUCCCAGUGCCCCGCCCCUGCCCAAACAGCCCCACCCCUUUCAGCUUGUGGACCCGGGGAGCUGAAGGUGCACAGGGCUGUGUGAACCGCUCUGCCCCUGUCACAUGACCAGGGAGGAAAUGGGCACCAUGGCAACAUCCAAUGAGAGCAAAGUACAGGGAGCUGAAGUUCUACUUGGACAUUGAACAAAGACAAAUAAACACAAACGGUCUGAGCACUUUAUCCCACUGUCUGUACUGUGCAAACAGCAUCUGGAUUAAAGUUCAUCAACGUUUCAGCUGA